This is a messenger RNA of Rosa rugosa (rugosa rose), 3160 nucleotides long. Its product is annotated as protein LATE ELONGATED HYPOCOTYL-like. The coding region runs from base 649 to 2982 and encodes 777 amino acids. Lineage: Eukaryota; Viridiplantae; Streptophyta; Magnoliopsida; Rosales; Rosaceae. The record is from RefSeq and is a predicted model, not a curated record. Gene Ontology annotation, molecular function: DNA binding. The transcript has 8 exons.
UGUGAGGGUGUUAUAGUUCGCUUUCUUCUACCAGGUUCCCACUCCCUCUCUUAUACUCUUUGCUUUUGCUCUGGAGAUUUUCGUGUUUAGUUUCGAUUGUUCCGAUCAAGUUUUUCCGAGGCUAUUAGAUCUCUCCGUUGCCGGAAACUAUGCCGUCACCGGCGAGCGUGCGGUGACAAUUCCGGUUGGUGUCUCAUUCGCGGAGAGAGCUCUCAUCCGCCAUGGAAGUUAAAGGUUUUGGCGUCUUCUUCUUCUUCGGGUUCAUUUUGGUGAGGAUCAUGAAUAAGGAAAUUUAUUUUAGUUCUUUCGGUGAAGCAUCUAUCUGAUCCUCUCUCUAUGUGGUUUCGGUGGAUUCUGAAAAUUUUAUGGAUCAAUUUAUGUUAUAUAUGAGUAUCUAAACAGCUUCGGUUUCGUGAGAAAUUCGAGUGCUUAAUUGUGCUGCUAUAAAUCAGAGACGGAUCUCUACCCAUUCCUGUGUUUCUUUUGCAGUAGCAGUAGCCCCUUGUAAGCUAAGUUUGAGUAGUAAAACCACGACGGCUUUACUAGUAAUAGCGCUCGGUGCUUUCACUAAUGAAAGAAGGUUCUUGUUCUAUACUUUGCUGGUUAGAGAGGAUUUGAAGCAGCGCUCAGCUCUGCCCAAGUCCAGUAAUGGACAAUUUCUCAUCUGGGGAAGAUUUGAUCAUUAAGGCAAGAAAGCCAUAUACUAUUACCAAGCAGCGAGAGCGGUGGACUGAGGAGGAGCAUAAUAGGUUUCUUGAAGCCUUGAAGCUCUACGGGCGAGCAUGGCAGCGCAUUGAAGAACAUAUAGGAACAAAGACUGCUGUGCAGAUCCGAAGUCAUGCACAGAAGUUCUUUUCAAAGCUGGAGAAGGAGGCAGUCAGUAAAGGUGUUCCUGUAGGACAAUCAAUUGACAUAGAUAUUCCGCCUCCGCGCCCUAAAAGGAAACCAAGCAAUCCUUAUCCUCGGAAGUCUAGUGAAGCUGCUCCAACAUGGUCCACGUCGCAUGUCGGAGCAGGGGAUGGAAAACUUGUGUCAUCAGCUUCUUCUUCACAUUGUAAACAAGCAGUGGACUUGGAGAAAGGACCACUCGAUGAGAGAUCCAGUGGAGAAGAAAAGCCAAGUUAUGGAAAAGAAAACAAAGAUGAAAGUUGCUCAGAAGUCUUCACCUUACUCUCAGAGUCUCACUGCUCCUCUGUGUCUUCUGCAAACAAAAGUUCCAUACCUGCACUCAGAAAUGCUUGCACUUUUAGAGAGUUUGUGCCUUCAGUGAAAAAGGUAAUCCCUCGAGAUGGCAAUGAAUCUUAUGUCACUAUUGAACUUAAAGGAAAUGAGAAUUUGAAGAAAACUGAUGCCAAAAAGAUUGUUCAAGAUAAUGCCACAAGUGAAGCCUCAAAGUUGGAGAACACUAAUGCUUUUAAGUUGGUUCAAGGUGAGAAAGCAGAUGAUUUGAAUUGUUCAUUGCCAACAGAUGGGAUGCGAAGUACUCCGGCCUGCCCGAGGAACGUUCCUAUACACAUACUGGAUGGGAGCGUAGGAGAAUGUAAUCAAACUACAACCCCAGAUUUGUCAUUUUCAUUCCAGGAUUCUGUAUUUCAUCCUAUGGGAAAGAUUCGUGUACAGCCUAACCUGUUUACAAAUCCAGCUGCAUCUACUACUACUACUGAACAUGAAAGUAAUGUAUCAAGAUCUUGUAUUGACCAAUCAUUUCCACCUAUUCCACCUCCAUUUACCCCAUUCCACCACAAUCAAGAGGACUACCACUCAUCUCUUUCCUCCACAUUUUCAAGUCUUAUUGUGUCUUCUCUGCUACAAAACCCUGCAGCCCAUGCUGCGGCUAGCUUUGCAGCCACAUUCUGGCCUUACACAAAUGCGGAGAACAAGGAAGGUUCUCCUGCAUGCUCUGCCGGAGGUUUUCCAUCUAGCCAAAUGAACUCCCCUCCAAAUAUGGCAGCAAUUGCUGCUGCCACUGUAGCUGCAGCAACUGCAUGGUGGGCUGCCCAUGGACUGCUCCCCUUGUGCGCUCCUCUUCAAACUAGCUUUAGCUGUCCUGUGCCCGUGCCCGUGCCCGUGCCCAUGACUGGAGUUUCAUCAAUGGACAAUGAUCAAGCUCCUGCAGCCGAGACAGAGAAAGGACAGGAUUCUCUUCAAGUUCCUUGCUUGCAGGAUCAACUGCAGGACCCAGAACAGUCAGAAGCUGUGCAAGCACAACAUUCACCUCCAAAAUCACCAACCACAACCUCAUCAGACUCUGAAAAUGGAGGUGCAAAGCCUGAUAUUGGAUCAAAAGCUGAUGAUAAUGAGAAGGACCUAGCAACAACUGAAGUUCAAGAUUCGAACAAAGCAAAGAGCAAAAAACAGGUGGACCGUUCUUCGUGUGGUUCAAACACAACUUCCUGCAGCGAAGUAGAGACGGAUGCAUUAGAGAAGCAAGAAAAAGGUGAGGAAGAACUAAAAGAACCCGACAUAAACCCAGCUUCUGAGUCUAGUUAUCACCGCACUAGAAGUAUAAGCAACAUGAGUGAUUCUUGGAAAGAGAGACACAUGAAUGAUUCAUGGAAAGAAGUCUCUGAAGAGGGGCGAAUGGCUUUUCAAGCAUUAUUCUCAAGAGAGGUAUUGCCCCAGAGUUUUUCACCUCCACCUGACCUGAAGGAUAAGGGGCAUAAGGACACUAUAGAAGGACAGCAAAAUAGUGGUGAGAAAGACGGAAGAUCUCUAAUGUUAGACCUGAACAGCAAGGCCUGGGCACUAUGUUGUCACCCAGAUGGGGAGAAAAUUGCAUCACCACCAGGAGGGCUCAACGAUGCAGGGGGGCUGUUGACAUUAGGCCUGGGAUAUGGAAAGCUAAAGGCUCGUCGAACAGGAUUCAAGCCUUACAAAAGGUGCUCUGUAGAGGCCAAUGAGAACAGGGUGGCAAAUGCCAGCAGCCAUUGUGAAGAGAAAGGUCCCAAGAGGCUUCGCUUGGAAGGGGAAGCUUCAACUUGACAUUCGAUAUUGCAUGCAAAAUCAAAGGAAACCUUUGCUUUUGCAAGUAAUGUUAUUGUUUCCCCCUUUCAGUAAGUUAUAUUCCUUUGCGUUUCAUUUGAAUUUUCAAGUCAAGGAGAUCAGGAACUUGUCUGGGUGUGUGUACCGUAUAUAUGUCAUUGCAUUUACUCAUUCACUA